GCCAUACAGCAUGCAUGUGUCUGUAUUGGUUAUAUGAUGCACCAAAAACCCAAAUGCUUUAGCAGGUAUGAUUCUUCCACAAAUCCUAAUCCUGGAGGUGAGGCAGGACACAGGAAGGACCAAUAUGAUGCUAAUGUGCUUUCCUGUGGAUGUUACAAAAUACAGGGCUUCUUCAGAGGACUUUGUAUCUAUGCAAGGAGGAAGGGUUUCAAGGGAGGAAUAAGGAAGAGGGAACCAGAUUAAUAAGCUUGUUGUGGGAGUACUAAACAGGAGACGAAUGUAGACUCACCCGAGCUGUGUGACGUAUUUCUCUUUGUCUGUGUUGUGGCCAAGAAGGAGCUGGCACCUAAGAGGCAGAGCAGAGACUGUGCUUGCCACAUCUCCACAAUGCAGCAAGGCAUGGAGGCAAACAGAAUUUUGUGUUCUAACUUUGAUCAGCAAUGGCUCUUUAAGGCUGAGCAAGGCAUGCAGCAUGGACACUGCCCAGUCCAAACCCAGCAGCCACGUGAACUCUCCCCAGGACAAAUGAGAAGAACCUGUCUCCAAGUGCAAGAUUUUGGGAAUAUGUGUCAGAGAUGCCUGACAGUAAAACAUCCGUCUUGCCCUAAUUUCUACGUGAAGUGCUGCAAUGUCGAGUGAAAUAACCUUCCAGGCUGGCUCUGGUGCAGAGGUAUUUUGGCUUAUGUUAUUGCUGAGAGCUUUCUCUCUGAUGAGCUCUUUCUGCCUCUCCGUGUUUCUGAUGUCUGACUCUCUUCACUCUUUUUCUCCCUUGGGCUGGGAUGUGUGCUGUUUGUAAUGCAUCAGGAAGUAAUACGCAAUGAGGAAACUCUCAUCAUCUGUGCAUCAGGGAGAGAAUUACUGACUGAGUGCUGAGCAGUCAAGUUAUUGAUUCAAACCAAAGCCCAGUCUCUCUGUCUGCUGGGCUGGUUACGUCCUUCUGGUUCAUUGCAUUUAAUCGGAUUCCCUGAGCUGCCACACAGAAGGGGAGAGUUAGAAGCAGAUCCAUCUAUAAUGUUCUCUUCAAAAUCCAGUUCGGUAUCCCCUUCUCCAUCCAUGGAACAGGCAGAUUCAGAUGCUCUGGACAUCAGCACCAAAGUGCAGCUGUAUGGCGUGCUCUGGAAGAGACCCUUCGGGAGGCAGUCGGCCAAAUGGUCCAGGAGAUUCUUCAUAAUUAAGGAAAGUUUUCUGCUUUACUAUGCUGAGAGUGAGAAGAAGAGUUUUGAAAGCAAUAAAUACUUCAAUAUCCACCCCAAGGGCGUCAUACCCCUGGGAGGCUGCAUCGUGGAGCCCAAAGAAGAGGCCAACAUGCCUUAUGCCAUAAAAAUCUCUCAUGAAGAUUUCCAUGGUAACAUUGUUCUAGCAGCUGAAUCAGAGUUUGAGCAGGCUCAGUGGCUGGAGAUGCUACAGGAGUCUGGAAAAGUGACAUGGAAGAAUGCCCAGCUGGGAGAAGCUAUGAUUGAGAGCCUGGAAGCCCAAGGAUUGCAGCUGGCCAAGGAGAAACAGGAGUAUUUAGAUAAGCUAAUGGAGGAAACAGAAGAGCUAUGUCUGCAAAGAGAGCAAAAAGAGGAACUCGAGCGUCUGAACCAGAUCCUGGAAGCAGAGAAGCAGCAGUUUGAAGAGGUGGUGCGGGAGCUGAGGCUGGAGCAGGAAGAGAUCAGACGGGAGUUGGAGCUCACAGCCCGCUCCCUUAAAGGAGUGGAGGAAGAAAAGAAAGAGUUGCGAAGCCUGACGCAGUCCUUACAGAACACCCUAGAGGAGCUCUCCCUGGAAAAGCAGCAAAUGCUGGAGAUGCUGGAAGAAAAUGAGAGCCAGGUCCCACCUCCAACCAGCCCCAGCAAAGAGCAAAGCCCCAUCUGGGGACUGCACUGCAGCUUGCGACAGAUUGAAGAAAAGAUGCAGCAACUUCUGCAGGAGAAACUCCUGGCAGAGAAAAGGAUGAAGGAGAAUGAGGAGCGGUCCCGAGCACUGGAGGAGGAGCGGGAGUUUUACUCUUCCCAGUCACAAGCGCUGCAGAACUCACUCUCGGAGCUGACUGCAGAGAAACAGCAGGCAGAGAGGGACCUCAAGGCUGAGGUGAAGGUACGCAUGGAUCUGGAGAAGAGACUGAGAGAAGCUGAGGAAGCAUUGCAGAGCUUGGAGCAAGGCUUAAAUUCUCUGCAUUGCAAUAAGGAGAAAGAGGAAAAGAUGAAAGCAGAUGUCAGUAACUUGAGAAAGUUCUUUGAAGAGUGCAUCCGCAAUGCCGAGCUGGAGGCCAAGAUGCCUGUGAUCAUGAAGAACUCCGUGUACAUCCACAAGGCUGCCACUCGCCGCAUAAAGAGCUGCCGCUUCCGCUGCCGGAGAACCAGUACUUCAUGGAAUGAUAUGAAGCAGUCCCAGUCCUUCAUCUUCUCGCAUGCAGAAGCUGAAAACAUUGAAGAGCUGAAAGAAGCAGCCAAAAGACUGAGCCGGGACCAGCGCUUCAGGAAAACUAUCUAUCAAAUCAUGAGGUCACAAAAGGAUUCUGCUUCAGGGGACAAAAAGUGACUCUUCUUGGAAGGGGGCUUCUGAGUAAAACUUGCCGUUCAGCUCCGCAAACGUUAUGCCCUUGGGCACUAGGGUCAGAAGGGAGAUUUGCCCUUUGGUGGGGAAAGUGGGGUGAGGUGGUGUGUAGGCAAUUCCCUCAGUUAGUGGCUUUGCUUUAGUUUGAAUGCUCCUUGUAGCCUGGCAGACCUUCUCUGCUGAUCACUCCAGACCUGUUUGCUUCAGCUGCUUACAUUAAGGCGUGUUUUGCCAAGAUGCCACAGUCAGUGUUAAAGUGAACCACAGACCGUAGGUUAAGAAAGGCCUCUUCUUUCCUUUCCUGUCUAGUCUGUCUGCCAAACACAAGUGCUUCUGAGAAAGCCCUUUAUCAGCCUAUGUUCCAGCUAGUGUAACCUCCCCAGCCGGACACAGCUUACCUCUUUCUCCCUGAUCCUCUCUAGCAAAUGGCUCGCUCCACACCCCCAGUCAAUCAGCACUUCCACGGGGCACAGGCUGAAAACUGCAGCAGUCCCAGUGUCCUGAGCACAGGGAAAAGUGUUAAACAUAGGGCAACUUUUUGUCUUAAUGCUACAUCAUUUCAAGCAAAGAGCAGCACCACAAGGUGAAGACAACCUGAGAAUGCUGUGGAUUUGGCUCCAAGGAGGAUCGUGUACAGAGAAGAGCUCAUAGGUAACUCAGUGGCAUGGAUGCAAGCUGGAGGGAGGGUUGAGUUAUGUUGACUGUGGGCAGAACAUUCUGGGGCCACCUUUGCAUAUUUUUUGCACUGGGACAUCUAGCUGUGUCAGAACAGAGAUAUGUGCUGCAGAAGGUGUUAUCUAUAGGCAGCAUCAGUGUGGAGAAGCCCUUGAUUCAGUCCUGAUGGGUUCAUCAACACCUCUGUAAAACAAGUUGGAAGGCAAAAGAGUGAGGACUGUCCAGCAACAAAACCCACUAUCACUUCAAGAGUUAAACAUUGUCAGCAGCAAGCUCUCAGGGCUGUGGAGGUGGGGAAAGUCACCUCUGUAUGUGCUGCAGUGAAUAGCCUGUGGUCAAGGCUUUGUACUGCUCUCUACCAGCCCUCUUAAUUGCAAUCCAUGCUGUCUCAAUAAAACUGGGACCUCUGGCAAGUCAAAGCUGGAUUGGGAGCAGUGCUGUGAACAGCCUGUUCAGAGGUGGGCUUCUUGCUAGUCUCUGCUCUCCCAAGUGCUCGCCAUGUGGUUAUCAAAGCGGACAAUUUGCCCUGCAUGUGGUCAUCUUCUGUGUUACAGGACUAGAAUCACUUUGUUGUGGAAUCUUUGCAGCCUCUCCCACCUAUUUUAAACAAGCCACUGGCUAGUAAUUAACUCUGCUGCAGCAACAGCACUACCUGGUGCUUACAGAGCACAGGACAAGCAUACUCAGAGUGUUGCUCUGUUUUCUUCAGGAUAUUAAUUGGGAAACACAGAAAUAAACAACACAAGGGUGAAUAAAGUUAGCAGCAGAAGUACAGUAAGGGCUCAGGGAGUCUUAAAUGCAGAUUUACAGGGGUUUGCAGGGCAUCAGUACCCCUGGGAAUUAUAUACGUCUGGUGACACACAGGUAGUUACUUACCAGUCCCAAUCAGACUGUGAAAGUGUCCACUCAUAGCCUUUGUCUUCUGGCCAGCUAAGUCAUUCCCUACCAAUUUAGAACUGUUUCUAGGGAGAAGUCGAGGAUGAGACUGGGAAGGGAGCUCUGGCUUCCCAGUCAGAGGAGAAGGGUUGAUGCUGGGUGGAGGAGCAUGCUGUCAGGGUGUGAUGCUCCUGAAUGGAGACACUCUGGUGUGCCCAGAGGAAAAGCACUGAAAGCACAGCUUGUACUUUCCAUUUCAGUCAGUCACUGACCAGUAUCCUUCUGCCAGGCAAUGGGAGGUUUUAUAUAAUCAGAGGAUCCAGCACUGAAGGCUGACAUUUUUGUGAUGAUUGAUAGGUGAUGUGAUAGGGGAAGAGAAUUUCUGUCCUUCCUUGGCAUACCUGAUCCUUCUAUGUUUUUUCCACUUGUGCUUGCAUGCUAGAAAGCCACCAAUGAAUUCUGGUUCCUACAAGGCUGAAGGGCUGUGAGAAAACAAUAUGGAGCUGGUUUCCCCAUUUAUGCUGUUCUCACAUCAUCUCUAGCUAUUUUCCAGUUACAAGAUCUAUAUUACAUGACGCUGGAAGAGACGGAAUAAAGGACAGCCAGGGUAUGUAUCUGUAAUUUAGGCAGUUAGGAAAAUUGUCUUGUGGGUUGGAAUGCAGCACCUUUGUUCUAUUACCAUCAAAGCCACAAUACCAGACUUUGCAGAAGUACUGUAUGCAGGAGGUAGCCACAUCAGGUCUUCCUUUACUGUGCAUAUUGACAGCAAUAAAUAAAUAAAAGUUAUGCUGACACUAGAA
Myiozetetes cayanensis is the source of this 4889-nucleotide messenger RNA. RefSeq names its product pleckstrin homology and coiled-coil domain containing D1 (gene PLEKHD1). The coding region runs from base 1012 to 2523 and encodes 503 amino acids. Lineage: Eukaryota; Metazoa; Chordata; Aves; Passeriformes; Tyrannidae. The transcript is spliced from 14 exons. The record is from RefSeq and is a predicted model, not a curated record.